Molecule: messenger RNA, 1638 nt
Organism: Cucurbita moschata (crookneck pumpkin)
Lineage: Eukaryota; Viridiplantae; Streptophyta; Magnoliopsida; Cucurbitales; Cucurbitaceae
Product: probable 1-acyl-sn-glycerol-3-phosphate acyltransferase 4
Exons: 4
Coding region: 340-1488 (382 amino acids)
Cellular component (GO): endomembrane system
Molecular function (GO): acyltransferase activity
Source: RefSeq, a predicted model, not a curated record
AAUUUUCUUCCAGAAGUAGCAGCCACAUCUUCGUCCCCUACCUAUCGUCAAUCUGUAAAAAACCAUGGAGAUUUCGAUUUUCCAUUUCUGAUUUCUUCAGUAAUCUCUGUUUCAACUUCUCUCUCCUCCUUUAAUCCUCUCUCUCUCUCUCUCUCCUGUUUCUUGUCGAUUUCACCAUUUUUCCCGCUCCCUGUUCCAUUACUUUGGAUAAGAGCACACACAGUUCCACUUGCUGGAGGGAUUUGAGGAGGAGAGACGACCGGAACAAUAUUUUCGUCUCUUUUGAUUCUAAGCAUUUUUUAGGAGGGGGAAAUCUUUUGAAUCGGUGUUCUUGGAAGAAUGGAUGUUUCUACGCCUCUGCAAUCUGAUAAUACACAAAAACAGAAAUCUCUUAGUCCGAUUAGGCUGAUGAGAGGGGCGAUUUGUUUAGCGGUGUUUUUGUCGACUGCCUGUAUGUUUUUAGUGUAUUUUGCGCCUGUAGUGGCUCUCUUUUUACGGCUUCUCAGCCGGCAUUACUGUCGGAAGGCAACUUCCACGAUUUUUGGUUUCUGGCUGGCUCUCUGGCCCUUUCUAUUUGAAGUUAUAAAUGGGACUAAAGUUGUGUUAUAUGGAGAUGAUGUUCCAGAUAAUGAACGUGUUUUGCUAAUUGCUAACCACAGAACUGAAGUUGAUUGGAUGUAUUUGUGGGAUAUUGCAUUGCGAAAGGGCUCCCUUGGCUGCAUCAAAUACAUCCUUAAAAGCAGCUUAAUGAAGCUGCCUCUCUUUGGUUGGGGAUUCCAUGUUUUGGAGUUCAUUCCAGUUGAGAGGAAAUGGGACAUCGAUGAACGGGUUAUGCGUCGAAAGCUUUCGACGUUUAGAAAUCCUCAAGAUCCCUUGUGGCUUGCUGUUUUUCCUGAGGGAACUGACUUUACGGAGGCGAAAUGCAAGAAGAGUCGAGCGUAUGCUGCCGAGGUCGGACUUCCGGUGCUAAAGAAUGUUCUUCUUCCAAAAACUAGAGGUUUUUGUGUUUGCUUACAAACCCUGCGAGGUUCACUUAAUGCAGUUUAUGAUAUGACUAUUGCCUACAAGCAUCAGUGUCCUACCUUUCUGGAUAAUGUCUUUGGUCUCGGCCCUUCAGAAGUUCAUAUCCAUGUUCGACGGAUCCCCGUCGACGAGAUCGUCGCUUCAGAUGAAGGUGCUACUGCUUGGUUAACGGAUAAAUUCAAGCUCAAGGAUCACUUGCUCUCAGAUUUCAUAGCUAAUGGCUGUUUCCCAGAGCCAAGAGUACAAGAACAACUUUCUGCCUUCAAGUGCUCAAUGAACUUCUUACUGGUCAUUUCCUUGACUGCAAUAUUUGCUUACCUUACUUUCUAUUCAUUUUGGUCCAAAGUUUAUGUAGCUUUAUCUUGUAUAUAUCUUGCUUCCGUUACGUAUCUUCGAGUUCAACCGGAGCACGAUUUAGGCAGUUUGAUAUCAAUGUUCGUCGGCAAGAAACAUAGCACUGAAUAACAUUCUUUUAGGAUACAUGAUUUUUUUUUUUUUUUUGGCUUAGAUUGGAAUCGAGUUUUCGUGUAAACGUCUGAGUAUUAACAAUUUCGAUUUAUGGUCCCCAUGAGCAAAGAUGGCCAGAAAUAAGUUACUGAAAUCUUUGCUUCUCUA